ACUACUUAUUAGCCCCAAAAAUUUCAUAUUAAAAAUACCCCAUCUUUUACGCAUUUCAUGAGCAUUUCGUUCCCCUUCUGUCUCUAUCUCUGAAGUAAUCUCACACUUUCUCUCUCUACAUCUAUCAUCGCAGAAGAACAUUUUGACACUCUACAGCAAAGCCACAGAUAGGAGAGAAAGAGAAAAUGCAUUACAAGCUCUGAUAGUGGAUCUGAAAUUCUGAGCUGAGCACUCAUACAUUCAUUCAAGAUAUGGGGGUUUUGGGCGAAUCUUGGUGUUUCUGCAAUGGCGGAGGCAAGUCUGAGAGAAUGAAAGCCGCCAUUUUCUCCGGCAAAGGUCCAGCAAUGGCCACAAUCGCCGGUGGCGGCGCAGUGUCCGGCACCGGUUUCCUGAUCCACCGGAAUUUACUCCUCACCACUCACGUCAAUCUCCCGUCGGUGGCCGCCGCUGAGGCGGCGGAGAUCCGGCUGCAAAAUGGUCUCGCCGCUAGCCUUUUUCCUCACAGGUUUUUCAUCACCAGCUCUGUUCUUGAUCUUACUAUAGUGGGUCUAGAUGCCCUGGAUGGAGACUCAAAUAUGCAGGGGCAGCAGCCACACUACUUGAAAACCUCUGCUAAGCCAAAUCUAGAUUUGGGUAGUGUAGUUUACCUUCUAGGUUACACGGAGAAAAAAGAAUUGACAGUUGCUGAAGGGAAGGUAGUGAUAGCCACUGACAAUCUGAUAAAGCUGUCAACUGAUGGCAUAACUUGGAGCCCUGGGUCAGCUGGUUUUGAUGUACAAGGCAAUCUUGCAUUCAUUGUCUGUGAUCCUAUGAAGCUAGCCACAUCUCCAAACACAAAAUCUUCUUCAACUUCAACGUCUUCUUCAUCAUCUUGGAAGAAGGAUCUACCUAUGCAAUUUGGUAUACCCAUUCCCAUAAUCUGUGAUUGGUUAAACCAGCAUUGGGAGGGUAACCUCGAUGAACUCAACAAGCCCAAGUUGCCAAUCAUGAGGUUGAUGUCUGCCGGCCAGAAGAGUGACCAUUCUUGUGCUUCCUUCACAAUGCGGCAGGUUUUCAAGUCAACAGAGCCUGAAAAUGAAGGAACACCAUCAUCAUCAAAUGUAAUUUCGAAACCCAGGAAUUGGGCAGGACCAAGCUGUUCUGCUGUGGUAAAUACUCUUGAAGAUGAAACCCAAAUUACCGAUCAACAUGCUGCUACCCAUGUGCAGGGGAUUCCAACUCCAGAAAUUUAUGAAUCACCAAAAUUAACCUCAAUCCCUAUAGGGAAGAAGGAAAAUGCGCAAAUCCAGCUUUUGGAUAUUAAUUUCCCUCCAAGGGUUGCCAAAGGUACAGUCUUGCCACAGCAUGCCAAGAGACUGGUUCCAUACUCAGAUGAGAAUUGUGUCAAGGAAUUUCCCUUACUGCCCCAGUCGAGAGAAGAAGAAGAAUUCAGCGACAGAGUACAAACUGGUCCCAUGGCAGAUGUUGAGAUUGCCUCAUCAGGUUCUGUAAAUGGAGCCCGGAGCGAGGUCCAGUCAAGUUCGUCGCUGAUUGAGGUUUCAGAGGCACAUAAUGGGUAUGUCAGUGAGGGAGAGACUACUAUGUACUCAGCAGAAACUGCUGAAAGUCGUAAUUAUCCAAGCCCAAGGGAGAAAAGGUUUCAGCAAGUAGGUAGGAGUCAGAGCUGUGUAAAUUAUAACAGAUGGGGGCCUGUUCAAAGGAACGCCACGGCAUCCACAGCAUUGCUGGAAAAGAAGAGCUUCGCCCAAGGAAGGAAAAUCUAUUCACAAGGGGCAACUUCUCAGAGGAGUAACGACUACUUCAGCCCAACUGUUUCUUCAAUCAUGAAGAAGCGGAACAACUCAGAGCAGCAGCAGCCGAUCAGGCCCCGCCAAACUGCAGUUCACUCAUCUCCAAGAUGGAUGUUCUAACUUCUAACAAGUGUGAUGCAACUGGUCUCUUUUUUGGUUGAAUGCACAUCCAUUUAAUCUCCAUGUGCCUAUACUGUAAUUUUGUCGUGACUAAAUGUGCAGAACAAUUAAAAAUUAAUAAGAAAAUUCAGCAAGAAUGUUGUUUUCACUCGAAA
Molecule: messenger RNA, 2065 nt
Organism: Cornus florida
Lineage: Eukaryota; Viridiplantae; Streptophyta; Magnoliopsida; Cornales; Cornaceae
Exons: 2
Coding region: 252-1910 (552 amino acids)
Source: RefSeq, a predicted model, not a curated record